AUGCUACUCCUAUCUGCGACGACGAGAUCGGGAAGAAUCUGGGGAAUCAUGCGAGGGCAGACCGUCAUGCAUCUCCACAAUGCUAUUCUCGGAUCAAGAGAUAUUCGAGAUCAUUUCCGAUAUCCAGAGGACCCCCCUGACGAGCCGCAUCUCCGAAGUACCACUGAAGAAGCGCGUCUCGCUGCACCUAACUUCUACGAUGGCCGGAACGAUCCCAAGCAAUGGAUCACGUCCUUCAUGAUAGCCAUGAGAAGACAGAAGUAUGCCUCGCCGGAAGAACAAAACGCCCACUUCUGCCAAGCCCUCGCCGAACACCUGCGCGGCAAUGCCCUAACAUGGUUCGGCAACCUCCGGGCCGACUCCAUCGACAGCUUCGACGAUCUGGCAGCCGCCUUUCCUAAAGCAACACCUCCGUUUCGCGCUAGACGACCUCGUCUUUUGCAAAACCGACGAUGA
Molecule: messenger RNA, 456 nt
Organism: Microthlaspi erraticum
Lineage: Eukaryota; Viridiplantae; Streptophyta; Magnoliopsida; Brassicales; Brassicaceae
Source: the annotation of a GenBank genome assembly